AUGGAGAAGAUCAUAUUUCCAAAAUGUACCAAUCCGAUCCCUUUUGUUGCUUUGAUGUCCUUCGUUCUAUGCUCAAUAUUGCUCUUCCUUGAUUACACUGCCUUGUUUGAAACAAGAAGAAACGAAGCCACUUCCAUCACCGAUGACUAUGCAAAUUCAUCACAACCCAUUUCUCUAAACGCCUCCAUUGAUCCAAAACCAGAAGAAACCAUUGUCGAAGCUCAGAUCAUCAAAGAACCAGAAGAAGCCAUUGUCAAAACUGAUAUCAGUUCUUCCUCCAUUUCGCCACCAGCCAAAAGAUCAAGAAAAAAAGCUGCUCGUCACAAAGAAAGAUCCAGCAAAACCAAAACCAAAACCAAAACCAAAUCAAAAAAACCCCGAUUCAAAACGGAGGAUUCCUCAUGCAAAGGGAGAUACAUUUACAUUCAUAAUCUUCCCAAGAAAUUCAAUGAAGGUUUGGCUAAAAGCUGCAAAUUACCUCAUAUGAAAUGGUCAGAAAUCUGCAGAUUCGUGUGGGAAAACAGGGGAUUAGGCCCAAAAGUUGAAAAUUCCAAACGAGUAUUAACCAAUAAAGGAUGGCAUUUCACGAACCAAUUCGCAUUGGAAGUGAUUUUCCAUAAUAGAAUGAAGCAAUACAAAUGCUUAACCAAGGAUUCCUCUAAAGCCUCAGCAAUUUUUGUGCCGUUCUAUGCAGGGCUUGACGUUGGACCUUACCUUUGGGGAUUCAAUGCCUCAGUAAGAGACGAAGGGUCAAUUGAAUUGGCGAAAUGGGUAUCACAAAGAACAGAGUGGAAAGCCAUGUGGGGUAGAGACCAUUUCUUGAUUGGAGGAAGAAUCACUUGGGAUUUCAGAAGGGACAAUGAAGAGGAAUCAGAUUGGGGCUCAAAGCUCAUGCUUUUACCAGAAACCAAGAACAUGACGAUGCUGACAAUCGAAACAGGGUAUUGGAACAAUGAUUUCGCAAUCCCAUAUCCCACUGACUUCCACCCUUCAAGCGACUCACAAAUCACAGAAUGGAAGAAGAAGGUGAAAAAUCAGAGGAGGCCCUUCCUUUUCGCGUUCAUAGGAGGGCCAAGGCCAUCACAAGAAACCUCCAUUAGAGGGGAGCUGAUAAACCAGUGCAAGGCCUCAAAAAGCUGCUCGUUUUUGGCCUGCAUCCCUGGGGAGAAGAAAUGCGGUGACCCAGUGGCAGUGAUGGGCACGUUUAUGAGCUCUGUUUUUUGCUUGCAGCCACCAGGGGACUCAUUCACGAGAAGAUCGACCUUUGAUGCCAUUAUAGCUGGCUGUAUUCCUGUUUUCUUCCACUCUGGAACGGCGUAUGCUCAGUACAUUUGGCACUUUCCAAAGGAUCACAAGAAGUACUCUGUUUUCAUACCGAUGGUUAAAGGGAAAGAGGUGAAUGUUAGUAAGGUUCUGGAGGGAAUCUCUGGUAAAGAAAUUGUGGGUAUGAGAAACCAGUUGAUAGGAAUGAUGCCUGGUGUGAUUUAUGCAGACCCCAGAUCGAGAUUAGAGGGUUUUGAGGAUGCUUUUGAUAUUUCUGUUAAAGGGAUUCUUGAGAGAGUGGAGAGGGUGAGGCAGGGGAUUAAGGAGGGUAACGAUCCCAGCAUUGGUUUUGCAGAUAUGAACCCUACAAAGUUUGAAAUGCUUAGACUUACAUGAACAAUUCAAUUCCUUCCAUGGUGUUUUUCUAAAUUUGUCUUUCAUUCCUUAUCAUUUACAAUGGGUAAAUAUAAGAGUCACGAUACUCU
Cucurbita maxima (winter squash) is the source of this 1748-nucleotide messenger RNA. Its product is annotated as probable xyloglucan galactosyltransferase GT14. The transcript has a single exon. The record is from RefSeq and is a predicted model, not a curated record. Gene Ontology annotation, molecular function: glycosyltransferase activity. The coding region runs from base 1 to 1659 and encodes 552 amino acids. Lineage: Eukaryota; Viridiplantae; Streptophyta; Magnoliopsida; Cucurbitales; Cucurbitaceae.